AUGAAUUUGGACGCGGGGAGGUUGCCAUCUAAUUUAGAUGCAUUACUAAAGAAAUAUGAAGAACAAAUAAAGAAAAUAAAAUCAAUAUUGAACACAAAAAAUAUAAAAGAAAAAACGGAAGAUUCUAUUUUAGUAAGAUACAUUCUUUCUUAUGGAGAAAAAUUAGAUGAAGCAGCAAACUCAAUUGAAAAGGCGAUUCUGUGGAGAAAGGCAAAUAUUCAACCAUUAUUAAAAAAUAAAAAAAUAAGUUUUAAAACUGACGAAAAUGUUAUGUUACCAAUUAGAAUAAAACCAUAUUAUUCACUUAUAAAAAAAUCAUUAGCGGCAUGUGAGCACAAAUCAACCAUAGAUAAACAACCAAUAGUUAUCGGGAGACUAAAGUUAUGUAAUUUUACUUUGCUUCUGGAUCAUGUUCCUGAAAGUAUCUUAAUUGAUUAUAUUGUAUACUCGAACGAACAUGAAUUUGUAGUGUGUAAUGAACACACAAAAAAAUAUAAUUUUAUUUGUCGAACUUUUCGUUUCAUCGAUUUAAAAGGAUUUAUGUUGAAAAAAUUUGAUAGAAGAUUUUUGAAGGUUUUUGCCAACACAUCAAAAUUAUCAGAAUUUCUUCAUCCACAGUUAGUUGGAAAAACAUACCUAAUAAAUGCGCCAUCAUAUAUAAGAAUAACCAUACAAACUCUUAAAACUUUUGGUAUAAGUCGAAGGACACUAAAUAAAUUAGAAAUCCCCAAAGUCAUUUCAAACCAGGAGCCAGCAGAUUGCGAAUGGUUCUCAUUACUAGUGGAUAAAAAUAAUAUUCCGUCCUACCUAGGCGGCAAUUGUAAAUGUAAAAAUGGUUGUAUUCCAGGAUUCCAAAAUGAGUUGGAAGAUCCGUUAAAUAUAAACCCAGAAGAAAUAAAGAGAGAAAUUAACAAUAAUCUAUUAAAAUUAAAUAAUCAAUAG
Messenger RNA from Plasmodium gonderi, 942 nucleotides. RefSeq names its product sec14-like cytosolic factor or phosphatidylinositol/phosphatidylcholine transfer protein. Gene Ontology annotation, cellular component: cytoplasm. The coding region runs from base 1 to 942 and encodes 313 amino acids. The record is from RefSeq and is a predicted model, not a curated record. Lineage: Eukaryota; Apicomplexa; Aconoidasida; Haemosporida; Plasmodiidae. The transcript has 3 exons.